AUGUCCUACAGAAUCGCCGCCCCCGAUGAGUACCUCGCCAUUACCGGUAUGGGCGUCCGGAAUGAGGUCAAGAUCACGAAAGCCGCCUGGGUCUGGCCCUUCCAGAAAUGCAUGCGCUUCAGCGUACAACCUCAGGACUAUGCCAUGAACCUGCAGGCCAUGACCAAGGAGAAGCUCCAGUUCCUCCUUCCCGUGGUCUUCACCGUCGGUCCCCACGUCCCUGCCACCAGUGACGCCUCCGUCACGGGCAACUACGAUGAUACCGACGCCCCCAAAAUCGAUCCCGCCGAGGCCCUCAUGCGCUACGCCGUGCUGCUCGCCGAGAGCCGCGACAGCAAGCAGUCCAGCGCCAGCUACCUCGAGCAGAAGAUCAAGAGUAUCGUUGAGGGUGAGGUGCGAGUGCUCGUCUCGAGCAUGACCAUUGAGGAGAUCUUUAGUGAGAGGGAACUUUUCAAGAGGCGCGUCCAUAAGAAUAUCCAGACCGAAUUGAACAAAUUUGGUGUCUACAUCUUCAACGCCAAUCUUAAGGAGCUCAAGGACGCCCCCAACUCGAUUUACUUCGAGUCUCUGUCCCGCAAGGCGCACGAGGGUGCCACCAACCAAGCCAGGAUCGAUGUCGCCGAGGCCCAGCUCCGCGGUAAUGUUGGUGAGGCCGAGAGGCGAGGUAUGCAGGAGCGUGAGAUCGCCAAGAUCAACGCCACGACAGCGGUGCUGAAGACGGAGCGGGACAUUGAAAAGGCCCAGGCCGAGGCUAAGCUCAACACGGCGCAGGCCGAGCUGACGCGCGACGUCGAUAUUGCCCGCAUCGAGGCCCAGAGGAGGAUCGAAUCCAAGGAUGAGGACCUGAAGAGGGAGGUCGAGGUCAAGAGGGCGGCGGCCGAGCUCGAGAGGCUGAGGGCCACCGACGUCGUCAAGGCCUCGAUUCAGCGCGAGGCCAAGCAGCAAGCCGCUGACGCCAAGGCGUACGAGGUCGUCGCCGAGGCCAAGGCCACCUUUGAGAAGUCGCAGCACCUGACGGACGCCGGCGCCUACAAGACCACCACCGAGGCCCGCGCCACCGCCGAGGCUGACUUUAGCCGUGUGACCAAGCACACCGACGCCGGCGCCUACAACACCCGCAUCGACGCCGAGGCCCAGAACUUUGCCGCCCAGCAGCUCGCCGAGGCCGAGCUCGCCCGCGAGCUCAAGAAGGCCGAGGGUAUCAGCGCCAUGGCCGACGCCUACGGCAAGCUCGCCACGGCGUUCGGCGGCCCCGCCGGUCUCCUCCAGUACAUGAUGAUUGAGAAGGGCACGUACGUCGAGCUCGCCAAGGCCAACGCCGAGGCCGUUCGCGGAAUGCAGCCCAAGAUCAGCGUCUGGAACACUGGGCCUUCGGGCCAGGACGAUGCUGCCCCGCUCAUGACCACUAUCAACGAGCAGACCGGCAUCACCCUGCCCGAGUGGCAGUUUGGCAAGCUUGCCGCCACCACCAACGAGGUCGCCAUUGCCCAGGGCAAGCAGACCAACGGUGCUUAA
Parascedosporium putredinis is the source of this 1515-nucleotide messenger RNA. Lineage: Eukaryota; Fungi; Ascomycota; Sordariomycetes; Microascales; Microascaceae. The record is from the annotation of a GenBank genome assembly.